This is a messenger RNA of Symbiodinium sp. CCMP2592, 5007 nucleotides long. NCBI's taxonomy places the organism in Eukaryota, Dinophyceae, Suessiales, Symbiodiniaceae. The record is from the annotation of a GenBank genome assembly.
AUGUCCUUGCAGGACUUGCACAAGAUCCUGGGUGUGCGCCAGGGUGCAUCGCAGGGAAAGAUAAAGACAGCAUACUAUGCAAAAGCCUUGGAGCAUCAUCCUGACCGUGGAGGAUGCACAAGAGUUAUGCAAGAGAUCAACAGGGCCUUUGAGAUUCUCAGCUCCGAAGAAAAGGCCAGCAAGUUUGCUGCGGAAGCUGACGUUCCAACUGAUGCCCCAGCUGUCACUCCGUGUGCCUGCGGAUGUCCCGAGUGCAACGAUUUCAUCGACAGAGGUUGUCCGCCAGGCUCAGGUGGUUGUCAGGCAUGCGAAGUCUGUGAUUUACCCAGCAGGAAGCUGGCACGUUUCAUGCGGGAAGACGUUUUGCAGCUUUGGCACUCCCGGGAGAGCGUGACUUGCUCUGAAGUUGUUGUGCUGAUGCAACGGAUGCUAAAAGACUUUGUGCCUCUGGUGCUUCCGCAGCAGAAUGCUGUGGCUGAGCUCCGCGGCUUGGUGAACAAGUCCGAACUCAAUGGCGUUCAAGGCACAGUGCGUGGUGUGCUGCCGGACGGCUGUCGAUUGCUCCGCAUCCGGCGCCCACAGGCAACACAGCAUGAAAGCCUGAAAGUGCGCACAUCAAACUUGCAUGCCACUACGCCGGAAGGCAUUGUCAUUCCGGACUUCGCAUGCUUGCUUGGGGAUGUCAUCCGCCUCCUCGCCCCCCUCGCUGCCAAACAGCUGGAUCAGUGGAGGCUCUUCGCCUCGGACAUGGAACCGGAAGAGUUGUUGGAAAGUGCUUGCUGCUCCGCAGCGGACGUGGCCACUCAAGCUUGUCGAAACCCCGGCUCUUCUUGGUCAGCUGAUGCCAGCAGGGCUCUGCAGAAUCUCGGCCUCUGCUUGCAAGCGCUGGCCAAGACGAAGCACAUGGCCAGGCUUGACAGCCUCGGUACCUUCUUCCUUCGCGCCGCCCAUGCGUCUUUAGAGGCUGCCUUCUACGCAGAUUCGGAGAAGCAGCUGUCUUUGGACAUGGGCUCCCAGCGUGAAGAGCUGCGAAAGAUUCUGCAUGAAACAGCCGCUCUCCAGCUCACCCAGGCAGCCGAAACGUGUGAUGAGGCUGGCAAGGAUCUCGCCCAGUGGACGGCCAAGUUGGCAGAGUUGAAGCACCGCAAGGGCGCGGGUGAGCAUGAUGCAAAAGCCCUCGAUGAGCUGGAGGAAGAGAUGGACAUGGUCUUGUCGGGGAAGAAUGAUGCCAAGAGUCGGUUGGAGGGAGGCUAUGCGGCUGUGGCCCAGUUUCUAUGCUCCACGAGCGAUUGGACCCUGGAGGAUGCGGUUUUCUCUGCCCUCAGUCGGCUUCCGAACCACGGUGGUGCCUGGUGUGGCCGACUACUGCAGGUCGCGAAGCAAUGCUUGACGGAGCCUGCUCAAGCCAUCGCAAGUGCGAACAGCCUCUUGUGGGAGUCCCUGGGCCAUCCCGACAUGGACGGCAUCUACCGAACCCUCGCUCGUUUCAGUGCGAGCCUGGCCAGCCGCGGUUGGCUGAGCGUCUUCCACGAGGACGGUCUCCGGGCUGUGCUGAGCCAGUGUGGUCAGCACUCCGGCGCGGUGGAUCCUCCCUCGUCGAGGCUCUUCGAGCAUGUUGGAGAAAGCAGCAACAUGCGGAGGAAGAUGUUCCGGAAGCUUGAGGACCAGUUGCUCAGAGACUGGAGGGAGGAGCCGACUCAGGAGAAAGCCCGCCUCACAGCUUUCAGAUACUUGGAUUUCAUCCGGCUCUGUGAGCACUCCGCGGAGCACGUCGCCUGUUUCCUGAACAGCGCAUUGUGGUUGGGACGGGCGCUAGCUUUGGCAGCUGGCGAGCAGGUGGAGAAGCAGUAUGCGAUCAAAGAGGGCGUUCUCUUUCUUUGUCGAGAUGUGUGCCGACUGGCUAAGGAGCAUCUGCACCCAGGCAUGCAGGCCUUUGUCUUCCGCAGCGUAUCCCUGCUGGGGAACUGGGUUGUUUGUCAAGGCGAGCUCGCAGAUGAGAGCGACCUUCCCUUCUUGCAGCGAUCCGUUCGGAACUGGCUCUAUGCAGUCCGGCUCUGCCCGUUUGGAGUGCCACCCAGCAUCCUCGUCUCCGAUGCGAUUUUGUUAGACAUCGUGCUGCGGCAGUUCCACGUGGCCUACAUUGACGGUUUGGCAGCAAUGGACGCCUGUCAUCCGCAAUCAUGUGUCCCUCCUCCGGUGGUGGAGCAGGCACGCUUCGAAACGUUUGCCAUGGGGCUAGACUGCCUUCGCCACGAACAGGAUGCCCUCAAGCAAGAGACUGCGAGAUUGCGCGCUGUCGAUGCAGUGCUCGCUUAUGGCGGAUGGACGAGAGCUUCCGUUCGCGAACUGCUUCGUUUCGACUAUGCGCAGCGUGGUGAGGAUGGAUGGCGAGUGAACGCCGAGCAGCCCAAGCUCCCAGCAACGGAAACCGGCACCGUGCAGAGGGUCAAAGAGAUCAUCUCGCUUCUGAAGACGCGGCGCCUGACCACGGAUCCUUCGCCGAAUCUUAACCGACGCCUGAUGCGAGGAACGCAACACCAAGUGGCCAAGCUUCUUCAUCGCCUCAGGCGCAAAGUGUCCAACAAGAGGUACCUGAGGAAUACUGAGGAGGAAGGCCAGGACGAUGACCAGCUUGUCCGUGACCUUGAAAGAGCCUUUGAAGAGGAGCAGUGUCCAACAGAAGCUUCGGGAAGUGCAGCCCACCGCUCUCCACUCCCAGAGUUGGAGAAGGAGCUGAGCUCCUUGCUUCAACGGCUUUCGACCGUGCAGCGUCCGGUGCGUCCGGUCGGAAGGUCACUUCGUGGCGUGACAUUCCACGGGGACGGUCGGAUGGAUCUGAUGAUCGAGGACGGGCCUGGUGGUGUUCCCGCAGCACUUUUCGAUCAGAUGUUCAAUGAGGUGCUCGCCCUGCCGGAGGAGGAUGUCGGAAGAGGCCUCUUCUUCAGUUUGGACCACCCGAAGUUCGUCGAGGAGUGCGGCCUCCUCCGACACCAUGUCAUGCAGCAGCAGCGGCACUCCCUGGGAGAUGCACGAGAAGUAGUCCGACUCAUGCACCACUGUGACUACCUCAUGAAGGAGCUCAGUAUGGGUGUGGAAGUCAAUGCCUUGAGUUUUGGGUGUAGAGACGCCUCUGCUCUGCACAGUCGUCUGCCAUCGUACCUCGUGCAGCUUCUGAAGCCCAUUCACGAGCGUGGAGGGGGCGAGCGUGCGAUGCACCGACUUUGGCUCGAGGCGGGGGACGUGCAGUUCGAGCGAAAGCGGGAGCUUUCAUGUGAGGAUGUCUUCAUGGACACCCCGGUGAUGCGCGUCCGCGCGCACCCGCUGGACUUUGACGAGCUGGGAUCGCACCAGGACAGCCUGGAAGAUGCCCCUCCCGAGUGCGAGGCAGCACAGUUUGCUCGGGCCAUGACGCUGACCAUGCAGAACAUCUCCGAAGCCUUUCCUGAGUUCUCAUGGUUGUCCGAAAUUCCCAAGAUGCAGCGGGUUGCACAGGAGAUCCUCAUGCACCAGGACUUCAUGCAGAAACGCCACAAACAGCAAGAAAAGGUUUUGCCGGAACUGCUGCAAAGCUACCGCGAACAGAUCCCACAAUGGCCACAUCGGGCAGACAGCCCCGAGGAAAUUCUCCAAAAGCUGUGCGAAGACAACCCUCAUGCCACACGAAGCGAAAUCCGAGUGCACCAAGUCUACAAGGACGCUUGCCGCGAGGCCCCGCGAAGAGCCCAGAACCGGGAUUCCAAUGCUGUCGAGCAGAUUUCGGAGCAUCUUGCCGAAUUCUCAGAGAGGCGUGCAAGCCCUGAAGCGCUGCAGCAGCUGGUGAGGCAGUGGCUGGACACAGGUGGCGCUCAAUGGCUUUGCCAGCACAUGGCAGGCGCCAUGCGCCAACCGCUAGACCGCUUCAUGAAGGAUGUUUCACAGCUGCGAGGCCGUGCGGCCCCGGCCGCUUCGGGAUCGCUUGCACGGAGCAGUGCGCUUGUUCCUGCCGCUAUCUUCCUCCAAGAAGGUGCUUCCAAGUUGCGGUUCGUGCAUGGCGGCGUGGACUUGGGAUCUCGUUUCGUUGAGGCCGCCUUUCCUCUCCAUCGUUCGGACUUUUGGCGCAGCUGCCGACGGGCUUCUGGAUCUUGCUUGGCCACGCACCAAACUCCUCCACUUGAUUCAAGUUCAGGCGGAGGUGGAGGACAAGGAGGGAACCCGAAUGCCACGCUCCUAGCAGCUCUUGCUCGCCAGCAUGAGCGCGACGAUUCAAGCACACAAGCGAGGGACAAGGGUUCCCAGCAGCUCCCAACCACUGUGCUAUUUGAUUCAUGCAAGGCACCCAUGUCCUUCAAGGAGCUGCAACAGAUUGACCCAAAGCUUGCCAACUCCUUCCGAACUCGCGGCGGCUACAAGCCCCUGAGUGAGGCUCAGGCCCUCUAUAACAAGGUACCAUCGAAUGUACGUGCCCAGGGGGCGGAUGCCAUCAAGGAGUACCUGUCCACAAGAGAUGCAUCUCACAUCCAAGCAAAAGCACAGGGUGGCGACAACACAGAGGCCAACAUGGUCUUUGAAGAUAAGACUCUGAACAGGGGGCGCAACUACGACUACAAAGCGGGACGUCGGUCUUCACCGCAUAUGUCUCAGGAAGAGCUUGAAGCAGUGAGACGAGCUGACGCCGAGGUGAACGGGAGCCAGCCCUCUUCAGGCGUGAUCCAGAACACCUUGAAGACCGCAGCUGUAGCAGCAGCGAUAGAAGGAGGUAUCUCUGCACUGGAAGAUGGUGUUGACUACAGGAAGGGCGAGAUCAGCGGGAAAGAAUAUGCAACGCGAGUCGCGACAAAGUCAGCCGUAGCUGCAGGCACAGGGGCUGCUGUAAGCCUCGGCUACACUGCGGUGGUUACAGCUGUGCCCGUCGCAGCUACGGUCCUGGCACCGGUGGCCGUGGGCCUCGCCGUGGUCGGGGCCUGUGCUUCAGCCGUGCGAGUUGUCAAUGCCGUCACAGAACACCGCAAGCUGAACGAGGAGAAGUGA